Molecule: messenger RNA, 2673 nt
Organism: Bombina bombina (fire-bellied toad)
Lineage: Eukaryota; Metazoa; Chordata; Amphibia; Anura; Bombinatoridae
Product: nucleolin
Exons: 17
Coding region: 137-2251 (704 amino acids)
Molecular function (GO): RNA binding
Source: RefSeq, a predicted model, not a curated record
UGACACGUAGUCUUUAUUAGCACUGCCGCGGAAGCUUUGCGUGCACUCGGUUUCUUGUCACAGCCAUCUCACAUCAAGGCAGGACAGCUAAGAUAUUUGCCUCUGUUGAUCAACAGAAACUUUAUAAACAACCACCAUGGUGAAACUCGCUAAGGCAUCAAAAAUGCAAGCUAAAUCGAAAAAGGCUGCCCCACCACCCCCAAAAGAUGUAGAUGAUAGUGAUGAAGAAGAAGAUAUGGAAGAAGAUGAUAGUAGUGAAGAGGAGGUGGUGGUUCCUGUGAAAAAAACUCCAGCUAAGAAGGCAGCAACCCCUGCAAAACCAACACCAGGGAAGAAAGCUGCAACUCCGGCAAAGGUGGUUACACCAGGAAAGAAGGGAUCUACUCCAGCAGGGGCCAAAAAUGGCAAACGGCAAAAGAAGCAGCAGGAUAGUGAAGAUGAGGAAGAGGACUCUGAUGAGGAAUCGGAGGAAGAAGAGAAACCAGUUGCUAAAAAGCCAGUGGCCAAGAAACCAGUAGCUAAGAAGGAAGAGUCCGACGACGAUGAUGAAUCUGAGGAAGAAGAACCUGUUGCUAAGAAGUCACCAGUCGGUAAGCCUGCAGUGAAGAAACCAGCUGCACAGAAAGAAGAAUCUGAGGAAGAAUCUGAAGAAGAAAAACCUGUUGCGAAAAAAACACCUGCCAAUAAGACUGCAGCAAAAAAGCCAGUGGCAAAGAAAGAUGAAUCAGAGGAUGAUGAAGAGGAAGACUCAGAUGAAGAGAUGGAGGUAGCACCUGCUGUUACCAAGGUAAAAAAAUCUGCACCACCUAAAGCAAGUGAGGAGGACGAUGAUGAGGAUGAUGAUGACGAUGAUGAGGAUGACGACGAGGAAGAUGAGGAUGACGAGGAUGAAGAGACUGUUAAAGAUUCUGGAAAACGUAAAAAGGAGAUGCCAAAACAGAAAAAUGUUCCUGAAACAAAGAAGCAGAAGACAGAGACUGCACCAGAAGGCCUCUCUGUCUUUGUGGGCAACCUGAAUUCAACAAAGGACUUUGAUGAACUGAAAGAUGCCCUCAGGGAAUUCUUCUCAAAGAAGAAUUUACCUGUUCAAGAUGUUCGCAUUGGAUCAUCAAAGAAAUUUGGUUAUGUGGAGUUUUCUUCUGAAGAAGAGGUAGAACGGGCACUGAAAUUCAAUGGGAAAAAAGUUCUCGGUAGUGAGAUGAAGUUGGACAAAGCAUUGGACAAAAAUAAGACCAAGGGUCCAGAUAACAAGAAGGACAGAGAUGCACGUACCCUGUUUGUUAAAAAUCUGCCAUAUAACACCACUUCGGAAGAGUUACAAGAAGUCUUUGAAAAUGCUAAAGAGAUCAGAUUACCAGUUGGGAAAGAUGGUUCUAGCAAAGGUAUUGCAUAUGUUGAAUUCAACACAGAAGAGGAGGCUGAUAAGGCCAUGGAGGAGAAACAAGGUUCAGAGGUUGAGGGUCGCUCCAUUUUCAUAGACUAUACAGGGGAUAAAAGCCAGAAUUCUGCCUCUAAAAGAGGUAGUCAAGGAGGUGAAUCGAAAACGCUUGUUGUUAACAACCUCUCCUAUAAUGCUACCGAAGAGAGUUUGCAGGAAGUGUUUGAAAAAGCAGUAGCUAUUAGGAUACCACAGAACAACCAGGGUCGGCCAAAAGGCUUUGCCUUUGUAGAAUUCAGUUCUGUUGAAGAGGCAAAGGAUGCUAUGGAUUCCUCCAACAAUGUAGAUGUUGAAGGCCGGUCAAUACGGCUUGAGUUCAGCCAGGGAGGUGGUCCACAGGGAGGCAACAGAGGAGCCUCUACACAGUCAAAAACACUUUUUGUCAAAGGUUUAUCCGAGGACACUACUGAAGAAACAUUAAGAGAAUCCUUUGAUGGCUCUGUGGGUGCUAGAAUAGUAACAGACAGAGAUACUGGAGCAUCCAAAGGGUUUGGUUUUGUGGACUUUUCAUCGGCAGAGGAUGCCAAAGCUGCCAAAGAUGCAAUGGAGGAUGGGGAAAUUGAUGGGAGCAGAGUCACACUGGACUUUGCAAAACCCAAGGGAGACAAUCAGCGUGGUGGUGGUCGUGGUGGUUUUGGUGGCAGAGGUGGCUUUGGUGGCAGAGGUGGUGGUCGUGGAGGCUUUGGUAGAGGAGGUGGGCGUGGUGGUUUUGGCAGAGGUGGUGGCAACAGAGGAAGAGGUGGCUUUGGAGGAGGUAGAGGAGGUGGAUUCAGAGGUGGAAACCAAGGAAAGAAGAUAAGGUUUGAUGACUGAACAAAGUUCUCUCUCAUUACCCCUUCAAACCUGAAACCAUCUCCCUUAACUUAAAGGACUCUGAUAGGGGCAGAAGGGGACACUGUGAUUUCCCUGCCUCAUACCACUCUUUGCCGGAGCCUUUAGUGGACAUUCCAAAGUGGAGUUGUACUUUCCUGUUACCACCUGGAUACCAAGUCAUUUCAUGAGAAGAUGUGACUGCUUGAUUAUCCUUACAGACUUUUUUUUUAAGAAGUGUGUGUGUGAAGACCUUAUCCUAAACCUGUCAUUAUCAAAUUUUACCCACUGUAAAGAGAAAAAAAUUUCUGUAGAUUUUUUUUUUUUUUUCCCCCCCUGUAAAUGCAGAAUGUUAAUGACUGUGCUUAAACAACUUGUCUUGUUCAGAUUAAAGGACCUCAUCUGGUUACUUAUUUUUAGUAUAA